Messenger RNA from Polypterus senegalus (gray bichir), 2661 nucleotides. RefSeq names its product extracellular calcium-sensing receptor-like. Gene Ontology annotation, biological process: G protein-coupled receptor signaling pathway. The transcript is spliced from 7 exons. The record is from RefSeq and is a predicted model, not a curated record. Gene Ontology annotation, cellular component: membrane. Lineage: Eukaryota; Metazoa; Chordata; Cladistia; Polypteriformes; Polypteridae. Bases 1 to 2661 code for a protein of 886 amino acids. Gene Ontology annotation, molecular function: G protein-coupled receptor activity.
AUGCACCUAUUAAAUGGAAAGUCACUGGAAGAAGACUGGUUGGGCUGUUCACACCCUGGCUUACACAGCACACCUGAAGGAAUACAGAAACACCUUAUCGGCUGCAUGUUCAAGAGUUUUGUAGUUUCAAAACCUUCUGAGCUAAUGUGCAGAAUUCAGCAAAUAUUUCAACUAAAUGGGUUAUACCAAAGUGGAGACAUCAUUUUAGGAGGCAUUUUUGCAUUGAAUUACAAAACAACAGCACCAGACCUGUCUUUUACACAUGAUCCAGGACAAUGGAAAUGUGAUGGCUUUGAAGUUUCAGAAUAUCAGAGGGUUCAAACAAUGAUUUUUGCAAUUCAGGAAAUAAACAAUGAUCAACGCAUUCUUCCUAACAUAACCCUUGGCUACAGGAUUUUUGACAGUUGUGUUAAUCUUCCAAUAGCCCUAAGAGCUGCAGUCACCCUGUUAAGUGGACGUGAUGGUGUUCUAUUUAAUGAUGAUUGCAAAGGGCUUCCACCUCUUCUUGCCAUUGUGGGCAAUCCUUUAUCCUCACAUUCAAUUGCCAUGUCAAGGAUCAUGAGUCUUUUUCGCAUUCCUAUGGUCAGUCAUUAUGCAACAUGCUCCUGCUUAAGUGAUAAACAAGAAUAUCCAUCAUUCCUGAGGACAAUACCAAGUGAUGCGUUUCAAGUGAAAGCUAUUAUUCAUAUCAUUAAACAUUUUGGCUGGCUGUGGGUAGGUGUAAUAGCAAGUGAUGAUGAUUAUGGACAAAAUGCUGUCAAGAGCUUUACUGAAGAGGUUAACAAAAUUGGCUGCAUUUCUUUUAGUGAAUCAAUAUCAGCUGUUCCUUCUAAAAACAGAAUUUUUCAAAUAGUAAAUAUUAUCGAGAAAUCUACUGCUAAGGUCAUUGUUGCUUUUUCUGGGGAAGGAAAAUUAAGUAAUUUAUUUCAAGAAAUUGUUCUCCAAAAUAUUACUGGCAGGCAGUGGAUUGCAAGUGAAGCUUGGAGUACCUCUAAUUUAUUGUCCAGUAAAAAAAACUUUGAUUGUUUUGGGGGAACAAUUGGUAUAGCUAUUCGCAGAGGAGACAUUCCUGGAUUACAAAAUUUCCUUCUUCAAGUGCAACCAGAUCACAAUCCCCAGAAUAACCUGGCAAUAGAAUUUUGGGAAACCUUAUUUAAUUGCAAAUUUCCAGAAACAAUAAAAAAACAGAAUUUUUCUGUUUUACCUGCCAUUAGAGUAUGCACAGGAUCUGAAGAUAUUAAACUUGCUAAAACAGCAUAUAGUGAUGUAACAAAAUUGAGGUCAUCAUACAACGUUUACAAAGCAGUUUACGCCAUUGCACAUGCCCUGCAUAACUUAAUUUUCUGUGAAAGUGGAAAAGGGCCAUUUAUAAACAAUACUUGUGCUAACAUAACACUUUUACAGCCUUGGCAACUUUUGCAUUAUCUGAAGAACGUGAAUUUCACAAACAAGUUGGGAGAAAGAGUGGCUUUUAAUGAAAAUGGGGAUGCUGUUGGAAUCUAUGACAUUGUCAACUGGCAAAAAUCAGAUGACGGAGGUGUGACAAUCAAAAGCAUUGGCUUUUUUGAUGAAUCAGCAGCAGCUGGAGAAGAAGUUAAAAUUAAUGAAGAUGAAAUCUUUUGGAAUUUUAAAUCAGGAGCUGCUCCUAUAUCCAUCUGCAGUAAAAGCUGUAUGCCCGGGACAAGGAAAGCCACGAGGAAGGGAGAGCCAAUCUGUUGUUUUGAUUGUGUGCCAUGUGCAGAUGGGGAAAUCAGCAGUCAUAUUGAUUCUGUUGAAUGUGUCAAGUGUCCUCAAGACUUUUGGUCCAACCAUGAAAGAAACCAAUGUAUAAUGAAAGAAACUGAGUUUUUGUCAUACAUAGAUGCAAUGGGAAUUACCUUAGUAAUAAUAGCAUCAUUUGGGGCAUGCCUUUCAGUCAUGGCAUUAGCAGUGUUUGUUUAUCACAGAAACACCCCAGUUGUUAAAGCCAACAAUUCUGAGCUGAGUUUCAUUUUGCUAGUAUCCCUUACUUUAUGUUUCCUUUGCUCAUUGUGUUUCAUUGGGCAGCCAUCUUAUGCAACAUGCAUGCUCAGACACCUAGUGUUUGGUGUUAGCUUUGCGCUAUGCAUUUCUUGCAUUCUUGUGAAAACCAUUGUGGUAAUAAUGGCAUUUAAAGCCAGACAGCCCACUAAUAACAUGAUGAAAUGGUUUGGUGUUUCCCAUCAAAGAGGCACUGUUGUGCUUUUCACCUUGAUUCAGUCUAUAAUAUGUAUUUUAUGGUUGUCCACAGCUCCACCAAAUCCAACUAAAAACACAAAAGUUCAAAAUGAAAAAAUCAUAUUAGAGUGUGACGUUGGAUCAGUAAUUGGAUUUAGCUCUCUUCUUGGUUAUAUUGGACUAUUGGCUUCCAUUUGCUUUGUGUUGGCUUUUCUUGCUAGAAAACUGCCAGACACAUUUAAUGAAGCCAAAUUCAUCACAUUCAGCAUGCUCAUCUUCUGUGCAGUUUGGAUAACUUUUGUCCCUGCCUAUGUCAGCUCUCCUGGAAAACACACAGUGGCUGUAGAAGUGUUUGCCAUCUUAGCAUCUAGUUUUGGCCUUCUUAUUGCAAUAUUUGCUCCAAAAUUUUACAUUAUUAUAUUUAAGCCUGAGAAGAAUACCAAAAAAGCCCUCAUGAAAAGAUAA